AUGUCAACCAUCUAUGACGAACCCACCGGCUGCAACUGCGAUAAUGAAUCCACUCAUGAUCAAUCAGCCAUCGACGCUGCAUGCAAACAAGCAUUGCUCUUGGCAUUUGAAAAGAAAACCGUUGGGGAGGACAAAUAUCCCCACGCUUACAAUGACUACGAAGAUUUUAUCUUUCUCCCCGCCGCUAAGAAACCCUACCUUGAAUUUCCCAUUCUCUCCUGCGGCACAAUUUAUAACGGAUCAAACCCCACUUCCCCUGGUGCCGACCGCAUCGUCAUUGGAAGUAUAGCUACCGAUUACAAGUCUGCUAUUUUCUGCGCAGUGAUUACGCAUGAUGGCAGUUCCAAGGACGGGUUCACUGAGUGUAUGAAUACGGGAGAUAAUGGGGAGGGAGCUUAUGAACGAAAGGAGAAGGGAGAAGAGGGGAAGGAGGGGAGGGAAUUAUUGGAGAGAAUUGAUUGA
This is a messenger RNA of Sclerotinia borealis F-4128, 462 nucleotides long. Lineage: Eukaryota; Fungi; Ascomycota; Leotiomycetes; Helotiales; Sclerotiniaceae. The record is from the annotation of a GenBank genome assembly.